AGCAGUUUGGGCUCCAGACAGCUUGAGUCUGGCAAUGGCCCCGCCGGACCAGGGGCUCCGGCGCGGUGUGUUGGUGCGGAUCCGCGGCCUCAAGAGCAAGCCGCAGCUCAACGGCGGGCUCGGCCGCUGCGACCGCCUAGAUGAACAGAGCGGGAGGUGGUCGGUGAUCUUAGGCGAUGGAUCGACAAAGGUGCUGAUGAAAGCAGAGAAUUUGUUCUCUUUCGAUGAGUACAUCAAGGUGGCGCAUGAGGGCAGAGUGCCGACUGACAUCGGACCUUUCAUGAACGACUUUCUUACCAACCCCAAGUAUGAUGCGCCGGGCGGUGCGGAGCGCCGGGUGCUGACGCCACAAGAAUCCUACGACAAGGCGCAGCGUGAGGGCCGCCGGGCCAGCCCGCGGUUGAGUCAAGAGGAGGAGAAGUCUGGAAAGUAUUCGUCCUUCGUCGUCAAGAAGGUGGAUGUGCAAGCAGGUUCCUUGGAGCUGGCCAUUAUCGCGCCCUCCGAGGCGAAGCGCCGGCCGCUGCCCACCAUCCUGGCGAUCUCCCGGGGCGAGCAACGUCAUGUGGCCAAGCUCUUCCGCGCCCUGAGGGCAGAGGAGCGCGGCUGGCAGCUGCUGGUUCCAAUGCGCUCGGGCGCCGCGACAGACUUUAUCGAGCCGGCCGGUCAGACCAUGCUGGAACAGCUUCUCCAGGCUUUGCUGGAUGACCGCGAUGGGGAGAUUGUGCCCUUCCCUGUCCUGAGCAACGUGUUCCACAUGCUUGGCAUGAGCCACGGCUCUGCCGCUCUGCUGUCCUUGGCCUGCAAAGCGCCCGACCGCACAGGCUCGCUGAACUUAGUGACCGGCUUCCUCCCCCAAUUCUGUGAAGUGCAGGCGCUUCGCAAUAUGAAGGACAUCCGUUUUUUCGUGGGAGACCAGGAUGAGCUUGGCCACCGGGAGUAUCUGAGAGGGAUCAAGGAAUCUCUGAAGGAAGCGGGGGGCAAUGCGCAUUUGCACAUCGUCAAGGGUGCCAGCCACUACGACAUCGGGGAGUUCAUUGACAAAGAGGAGUUGUGGCAGCGGUUGGAGCUGGCUCGGUGAGCUCUUAAGAUGAGCGCGACAGAAGGCUUGUUCGUUUUCAACUCGUGUGGAAA
Effrenium voratum is the source of this 1131-nucleotide messenger RNA. Lineage: Eukaryota; Dinophyceae; Suessiales; Symbiodiniaceae. The record is from the annotation of a GenBank genome assembly.